ACGAACACACACACGUGACGUGGCAUGGUUACCGUGUCCGGAAGUGCCGUAAACAGGAGGUUUUAUCCUGAAAUUACUCCUUCGAGCUGUCAUUGUUUUCAAGUUAACUUUAAAUUCGCGUAUUGGAUUACUCAUCUAUGUCUCUAUAUUUUUUCUCUCGACAUACACUGAGCACUCCAAGUGUGUCCUAGUUUAAUGUUGGGAUUAUAUCUGUCUAUUGGGCCGGCAUGCUAGAUUUAAAGCUCAGCUAGCUAACACAGCUAGCUUACAAGCUGAGAGGACUCAGCUGACUGUCUUUACAUCUAUAUAUUUUAAACAGUCUAUGGUUUACAUUCAGUGAGUUUGAUCCAAAGACUGCCAGAGGAAGCCUGGUCCAUUCCUCUUCUGUUCAUGGGUAAUAUUUCAGUUUCAUGGUUCAGAUGACAGAGAUGAUUUGGGUUCUGUGGACAUAAACAGUUUGAGUUUGACUGAUUGAAGAUGGAAGAUAAAUACAGCAGCAAUGUGCUGUCAGGAGGAAAACUGGGCAUGGUUGAAGUCCCUAACUCAAGGUUAACAAGAUACAUAGUUUUACUGAUCAUCACAAAGAUCCUGAAGGCUCUGGGGAUCUUCGAGUCCUAUGAUAUCCUCAAAGUUGUUCACAUUGUGCAAUUCAUCUUUAUACUAAAAUUAGGGAGCGCUGUUAUUUUACUUUUCUUUCAAAAGCCGUUCUCCUCAGGAAAAGCUGUCUCUAAACGACAGUGGAUAAAGAUACUAAAGCAUGCUGUGUGUAGCUGCAUCAUCUCCCUCCUGGGCUUCUUUGGCCUUACUCUCUGCGGCCCUCUGAGGACGCUGUUACUUUUGGAGCACAGUGACGUGGUGGUCAUCGCUCUGCUCGGUGUUCUGUUCACCAGCUCAGGAGGAGGGCCGUCCAAGACCAGAGGAGCUGCGUUGUUCAUCAUCGCUGUGAUCUGCCUCCUUCUCUUCGACAAUGAUGACCUCAUGGCGAAGAUGGCAGAGCACCCUGAGGGACACCAUGACAGUGCGCUCACACACUUCCUCUACACUGCCAUCGCCUUUUUAGGAGUUGCAGAUCACAAAGGUGGUGUUGUACUGCUGGUGGUCUCCCUGUGCCUGAAGGUGGGCUUCCACACGGCCUCCAGGAAACUCUCGGUGGAAAUUGGCGGAGCGAAACGCCUCUACGCCCUGGACAACCUUGUGUCUGCUGUGGUGCUGCUGCCCUGGGUCAUAGUGCUCUCAGCGACCACAGAAAGUAAAGUGGACUCCUGGUCGUCGCUCAUCCUUCCGUUCGGGAUGAUCAUCUUCUCCGUGAUGAUCCUGGAGUUUUACGUUGAGGCCAUCUGCAAUGCAAAGAUGGAGACACCGAGAUGCGCCCGCUACGGUUCUAUCGCACUCAUCCUCAGCGGCCUGCUGCUGGCAAACUUCUGGACUCACCCACUGACAGACCAGCUGCGCUCCAUGAGCAAACCUCCACAACAAGUCAGCACAGAGCACGUGCUCUCUGGAGGAGUGAUCGUCAGCGCCGUCUUCUUCAUCAUGUCGUCCAGCAUUCUGUCAUCCCCAUCAAGAAAAGGUCAGAAGGGCACCUUGGUGGGUUACUCACCUGAAGGGACUCCUCUGUAUAACUUCAUGGGUGACGCUCUGCAGCACACGUCACAGUCCGUCCCUCGGUUCAUCAAAGACUCCCUGAAACAGAUCCUUGAGGAAUACGACUCCAGACAGAUCUUCUACUUCCUGUGUCUGAACCUGGCGUUCACGUUUGUGGAGCUGUUGUACGGGGCUUGGACAAACAGCCUGGGUUUGAUCUCUGAUGGCUUCCACAUGCUGUUUGACUGCUCGGCUUUAGUCCUCGGCCUGUUUGCUGCCCUCAUGACCCGCUGGAAAGCCACCAGGAUCUUCUCCUACGGGUACGGCCGAGUUGAAAUACUCUCUGGAUUCAUCAACGGCCUGUUCCUGAUGGUCAUUGCUUUCUUCGUUUUCGUUGAGUCUGUCACACGCCUGGUGGAUCCUCCAAACAUAGACACAGACAUGCUGACUCCGGUGUCCGUCGGAGGCUUACUGGUCAACCUGGUGGGUAUCUGUGCGUUCAGCCACGCUCACUCCCAUGGAAGCAAAAGCUGCUCGUCGAAUGACCACGGCCACUCACAUCACGGCCACUCCCACAGCGAGCACAGCCACGGAGGUCACGGACAUUCCCAUGGAGGACAUGGGCACAGCAGUCAUGGACACAGCAGUCAUGGGCAGAGCAGUCAUGGACACAGCAGUCAUGGACACGGCGGACACGGACACUCUCACGGUGGAGGGGGAGGCGGAGGCAUGAACGCUAACAUGAGAGGUGUUUUCCUCCACGUCCUCGCUGACACUUUGGGCAGCGUCGGCGUCAUCAUCUCCACCAUCCUCAUCCGUCAGUUUGGCUGGUUGAUCGCCGACCCGAUCUGCUCGCUUUUCAUCGCCACGCUCAUUUUCCUCAGCGUCAUCCCUCUGCUGAAAGAUGCCUGCGAGGUUCUUCUCCUGCGAAUUCCUCCAGAAAACGAAAAGGACCUGAACAUCGCGCUGGAAAAGAUCGAGAAGAUCGAAGGAGUUUUGUCGUACAGAGAUCCUCAUUUCUGGAGACAUUCAGCAAACAUGAUCGCAGGAACCAUCCACCUGCAGCUCAUGGCAGAUGUGGUGGAACAAAGAAUCAUUCAGCAGGUGACGGGCAUUUUGAAAGAUGCCGGAGUGAAUAAUCUGUCGGUGCAGGUGGAGAAGGAGGCGUACUUUCAGCACAUGUCUGGACUCAGCACCGGAUUUCAGGAAGUACUGGCAAUGACUCAGCAGAUGGAGUCCAUGAAAUACCUGAAUGACGGGACGUGUAUCAUGUGAAGAGAACCUUUGGGACCAAAACUCAGUUUGUUUUUUUAGUUAAAUGUACAGUUUAUGUGUGUAUGCUGCUCUAAUAAAUCUGAAUAUAUUGCUUUAA
Molecule: messenger RNA, 2956 nt
Organism: Notolabrus celidotus (New Zealand spotty)
Lineage: Eukaryota; Metazoa; Chordata; Actinopteri; Labriformes; Labridae
Gene: slc30a5
Product: solute carrier family 30 member 5
Exons: 16
Coding region: 478-2859 (793 amino acids)
Biological process (GO): zinc ion transport; transmembrane transport; intracellular zinc ion homeostasis
Cellular component (GO): membrane; Golgi apparatus
Molecular function (GO): zinc ion transmembrane transporter activity
Source: RefSeq, a predicted model, not a curated record